UCCCCGUCAGUCUGUUUGGAUUAUUGUAACAGCUCAGGGCUCUCAUAUGCGCUCCCCUCUCUGCCCACUGCACACACUACAGUGCUCUAUAUCAGAGAUGAGGAGGAUUAGGUAAGGGCAGUGUUUGUUUUCACCCCAGACAAGAGAGGAGGAGGAGAGGAGAGCGGCCAUGGAGUUAAAUGUGGUGAAAGACAGGAGGAGGUUGCUAUGAGAGAGGGAGAAAAUGGAAGAAGAGGAAGGAGAGCAUGCAUCGUAGAAGGAAUUGCAGUCCCUGAGGGUUUCCUCUCAGCAGCAGAGGUGGCCUGUUUCUGCGCCAGUCUCCAAUGUGAAGAGACAAUGAAAGCACUGACACACUUUCUGUGUCCAAGCUAGCUGCCAGAUAUCGUUACAGAAAAGUCAGACGGGUGCUGGGUAAGAGGAAGAGGGACUCCUAUGUCAGAGUUUUAGGAUGGCCAGUGAAGGCUCCACUAUCCCCAGCCCCGUGGUCCGCCAGAUUGACAAGCAGUUCUUGAUCUGUAGCAUAUGUCUGGACCGCUACGAAAACCCCAAAGUACUGCCCUGCCUACACACCUUCUGUGAGAGGUGCCUGCAGAAUUACAUCCCGGCCCACAGCCUCACACUGUCGUGCCCUGUGUGCCGCCAGACCUCGAUCCUGCCGGAGAAGGGUGUGGCGGCAUUGCAGAAUAACUUCUUCAUCACCAACCUGAUGGACGUGCUGCAGCGGGCGCCGGGCAGCUGCGGCCAGGAGGCCGCCGCUCUCAACAAAAUCACUACUGUGGCGACAGGACAACUGCUCUCCUGCCCCAACCAUGGAGGCAACGUCAUGGAGUUUUACUGUCCGCCUUGUGAGACGGCCAUGUGUCAGGAGUGUACGAGUGGCGAACAUGGAGAACACCCAACUGUGCCUCUUAAAGACGUAGUGGAACAACACAAGGCCUCAUUACAGGACCAGCUAGACGCUGUCAAGAAGAGGUUGCCAGAGAUCGACUCGGCCCUGCAGAUGCUGUCAGAGAUCCUGCAGCAGCUGACCAAUCAAAAGAGCUCCAUUGAGGACGACAUUCAUACUACCUUUGAUGAGUUGCAGAAGACUCUGAACGUCCGCAAGAGCGUUUUACUGAUGGAGCUGGAGGUCAACUACGGCCUCAAGCAGAAGGUGCUUCAAGCCCAGCUGGAUACUCUGCUGCAGGGCCAGGAGGGCAUCAACAGCACCUGUAACUUCACGGAGCAGGCGCUGAGCCACGGCAGCGAGGCCGAGGUGCUGCUGGUGAAGAAGCAGAUGAGCGAGCGUCUCAUUGAGCUGGCCAGCCAGGAGCUUCCUCUGCAGCCCGGAGAGAACGACCAGCUGGACUUCAUCGUGGAGACAGAGGGACUAAAGAAGUCCAUCCACAACCUGGGCACUAUUGUAACGACUAACGCAGUGGCCUCUGAGACUGUGGCGACAGGUGAAGGGUUACGGCACUGUGUGGUGGGCGUCCCCACCUCCAUCACCAUAACCACUAAGGACAAAGAUGGAGAGCUGUGCAAGAUGGGCAACGCAGUCAUCACUGCGGAAAUGUCCUCAUCUGAUGGUAGCAAAGGUGAAGGGGAGACACUGGACAACAAGAAUGGCACUUAUGAAUACCUGUUCUCAGCUCCGAAAGAGGGGACUUUUAAUUUAUCACUGCGUUUAUAUGACCAACAUAUCAAAGGAAGCCCCUUUAAGAUAAAGGCCACAAAAUCCAUAGAUGUGUCGGCAACUUCAGAAGGCGUCAAGAAGAGGCUGAAGUCUCCGGGCAGCAGUCACAUCAAGCAGAAGGCCAUCAAGAGGCCGGCCAGUAUGUACAGCACGGGGAGGAGGAAAGAGAACCCCAUCGAGGACGACCUCAUCUUCAGAAUCGGCACAAAGGGAAGAAACAAAGGAGAGUUCACUAAUCUGCAGGGAGUGGCCACCUCUUCUCUGGGAAAGGUGCUGAUAGCAGACAGCAACAACCAGUGUGUCCAGAUUUUCACCAACGACGGCCUGUUCAAAAGUCGCUUUGGUGUCCGCGGCAGGACUCCGGGUCAACUGCAGCGACCGACGGGAGUCGCCAUCCACCCAAACGGUGACAUCAUCAUCGCAGACUAUGACAACAAAUGGGUCAGCAUCUUUUCAAGCGAAGGCAAGUUUAAGAACAAGAUUGGCUCGGGGAAGCUGAUGGGCCCUAAGGGCGUGUCGGUGGACAGAAACGGCCAUAUCAUCGUGGUCGACAACAAAGCCUGCUGCAUCUUCAUCUUUCAGGUCAACGGCAAGCUGGUCACCAAGUUCGGUAACCGUGGCAACGGCGACAGGCAGUUUGCAGGUACACUCAAUGGGCCUCACUUUGCUGCCGUCAACAACAACAAUGAAAUCAUUGUGACAGAUUUCCACAACCACUCAGUCAAGGUGUUCAACACAGAAGGAGAAUUCUUGCUGAAGUUUGGUUCUAACGGCGAGGGCAACGGCCAGUUCAACGCCCCCACAGGAGUGGCGGUGGAUGUGAAUGGAAACAUCAUAGUAGCAGACUGGGGCAACAGCAGGAUACAGGUGUUUGAUGGCAGCGGUUCGUUCCUGUCCUACAUCAACACAUCAGCAGACCCGCUGUACGGCCCGCAGGGACUGGCUCUCACCUCUGACGGACAUGUUGUGGUUGCAGAUUCUGGCAACCAUUGCUUCAAAGUGUACCGCUACCUGCAGUAGCCCUUUCUCUCUCAGUGCACAUAACUGUACAGUGUACAUAAACACACACGCACUCAUUAGUAUGGAGCGACCGGAAGAAUUGCACUCACCCACUCACCUAUUCAUCUUUGAAUCCUGCGGUCGUUGUGCCAUCUGUGUGACUGUGACAUCCUGUUUGACCUCCAACGCUGAAGAAACAACAGAAUUAUUUGUAGUUUGAAUGAAGUGAGAGGACGUAUGAUAUUCACAGACGGCUGCUGCUGAUUGGUGGUUUGAGGGGUCGUUCAUAACCUUGUCCACAGUCCAUCUUAAUAACACUGAUUGUUGUACUUUUUUUAUUUACUGUGAUAUGGCAGGACAACUGGAAAAACAAUGCUAUUGCACUUGUUCCUAAAGUUACUGGUUGGACACUUUUAAGUGAGAUUGACAUUUUAUUUUAGUCACAUAGAAAUUAAUGGGAAUUCUAAUUAUAGUGCAGUGAUAUAGAUUGCAGCUUCCUGUUUAAUGCUCUUAAGAGUCCUCACAUUUUGCCUGUUAACUAUAAUGGAAAAAUAUUCCACCUACUGUAGGUAGCAGGGUAGAGCAUGCUUACACAUCUCUGUGCAUGCUGUUUUUACUAAUAACACCAGAAAAGCUACUGUGCACAAUAUGUAUGUUUCAAGCUGACACUUUAACAAAAUCACCAAAAGAAACUUUGAAUGGAAGCACUGUUUCAAUUACAAUACAAUAUGUGGAAAUUAAUAAUCAAUGUAAUUUGUCAUCACUGUAAAAUGACACACACCAUAUUAAAGUAUGCUGAUGACUUCGGCUUAAUUGGUUUUUACAAAACAAAGUGUUUGUGAUUUGUGUGGUGAUCACAAUCAAUAUGUUGACUUACAAAUGUGCUGUGAUUUAUGAGCAAACGUCUUAUAAUUUGUUACAGAAUUUGAGUAAAAGGUUCGUUCAUCAUGCUGCAAUUCAGGUUUAAUUAAACAUCAGAUGCAGAGCUGUGAUCGGCUUCACUCCUGUCCAUGUGCUCUUAUGUCUUUCAAAUAUCUCUAGAACCACUAACAAGUUGUAUUUUAGUAAAAACAAUGUGAUCCUAAAAAGAUGCAUUAUGUAUUUUAACAGUUUAGGUGUGUGUUGUACAAAAUACACUGUGCUCCUAUUAGAAAACCUUAGUCAACAUUUGUUUGUCCUCAAGCAGUUUUAAAUACUUGUUAUCCUGAAUUUAGCUCAUUCAUUUUCUACACAAUCCUGUUAAAUUAUUUGUUGUCCAUUGUCUUGUUUUUAUUUGUAAUGCCAAAUGGAAUUAAAGUGCCCAUAGGAAAGAA
Cottoperca gobio is the source of this 3987-nucleotide messenger RNA. RefSeq names its product tripartite motif containing 2a (gene trim2a). Bases 449 to 2695 code for a protein of 748 amino acids. The transcript has 13 exons. Lineage: Eukaryota; Metazoa; Chordata; Actinopteri; Perciformes; Bovichtidae. The record is from RefSeq and is a predicted model, not a curated record. Gene Ontology annotation, biological process: proteasome-mediated ubiquitin-dependent protein catabolic process; protein polyubiquitination. Gene Ontology annotation, molecular function: ubiquitin protein ligase activity; zinc ion binding; protein binding.